This is a messenger RNA of Gryllus bimaculatus (two-spotted cricket), 5465 nucleotides long. The record is from the annotation of a GenBank genome assembly. NCBI's taxonomy places the organism in Eukaryota, Metazoa, Arthropoda, Insecta, Orthoptera, Gryllidae.
UGAAGUUUUUAUUUACAAAGUAAUACACAAAUGUGAACUUGAAAAUAUAAUUUUUAUAACAUACUAUAUAAACAAACUUCGAAACAUACUCAUAAAUUGCAGAAAACUAUAUAAUGUUUAUAAAAUAGGUAAAUUAAAAUUAGGUUCAAUAACAGCAAUUGAGGUUUUUGUGUUAAUUGCUCCCUUUGUGGUUACUAUCUGAUUUUGAGUCAAAAACAUUGAAUAAGUGAUUUAGAAUAGUUUUUUGGGUGCUCUUGGUUUAUGGGAAAGUGACAGAAUGAAUUAUCACAUUACUGUAAUUUACUGUGGUGAUUACUUGUUGUCACAACAGAAAUAGACAUACAUUUUAUAUUUUAAACUCAAAUUCUUUUUGUUGUGAUAUUCUAUUUUUUAUUUGCUUUAGAAAAUUUAGAUUUGUAAUUGGGAACAAUGUUAUUCAGAUUUGCUAUCAGUCUUAAUUUUUUACUCAAUCCAGCCUGUUUAAAAUACAUCAUUUUAGGCAGAAAUGUACACCUACACAAUAUUGAUGAAAAUUGUUUAGAAUGUAAGAAAUUUAGAAUUAAAUGCUGGUAAAAUUACGAAAAAUAAAUGCAAUUUAUCUAAAAUAAACACUAUUAUAUAAUUGACAAAAUUAAGAAAAAUUAUGACGAUUUAUUUUUCAGUUCUUCUCCUUGGGACAUGUUAAUUACUAAAAUUCCGAUUAUUAUCAAAGAAGUUCCUGCCCACCAAAGGAGAGAAGUUACUUCAUUGAAAAAUAAAUAUCCCGCCAAUGCCUGCAACAGCGUAAGAAAACAAUUGAAGGAACAAGUUUCACUUUCUCAAAUUACUACAUAAUAAGUUUCGAUGCUCACAGAACAAAAAUAAUUCGUGGCAGAACUCGUAACAGUCGCCGAUAAAGAUGAUUUAGAAGAGUGUAAAGCUUUAACAAAGAACGUCCAGACACACGCGUUGGAGAGAAACAUUGCCAAAAGUAAUAUAAUCUUCAAAACUGCGGAAUCCUGCAACGAUUCACAAUAUAUCUCUUUUUCUGUACAUCAGCUUAAUGUAAGUUAUUCAAUGAAGUGCUGUUUAACCUCACUAACUUACAAGUGAUCCCCAUUCAAAUAUACCAGACAAUUUGCCUAACAAACUCGCAAGAGCGGCACACAUUCCUGAUAUGACUGCGUUGUAGUACAUGGCUCUACAUUAGCAAUGAGCUUUUUGUAUUGACAUUUUAUGAAAAUGCGUCUCUCUGCACACCUGUCACCGUCUUCUCCGCCUGACAUCACCUGACAUCAAUUGUCAUCGUAUCAAAUUACUGUGGCUGUGGUUGGUACACCUUUCGACGCCCGCUGGUAGUUCCCUCUGGCAGCAACUUGACAUUUAUUCGAUGCCAAUACCCAGAUGGCGCUCCCUGCACUUUCUGAAAUGCCGAGAGGAGGGCGAAGCCGGAUAGUGGAUCGUGUUACGUAUUUGUAGUGACCACCUGGUAAAUGCGGUAGGAGACUGCCGGACAGCCUGUUGAUUAAUUUGUUGUAAAAAAUAAACGUACAUCCAAGUUGAAUUCCUUGAAAUAAAUAAAGUAAAGAUGGGAAAAGCGAAGAAAGGGAAAAAGGGCAACAAGGAGGACGAAAUUGAUGAUGACAUUGAAGUUGAACCACCAACUGUUAUUGAUGAUAAUGCUCCAGCUAAAGGGAAAGAAAAGAAGGCCAAAGUGAAAGUGAAGGAUGAAGAAAAUAUUGAAGAUGAUGAUGAUGAAGAUGCAACUUCAAAAAAGAAGAAAGGCAAAAAGGAGAAAAAGAAGAAAAAGGAAGAUGAGGAUUUGGAUGAAAUAGUCAAAGAGCUUGAAGAUACUCAUUUAGACAAAUCUAAGAAAGAAAAAAAACAAAAUAAAAAAUCAAAAGGUGAUUCUUCUGAAGAAGAGGAAGUGAAACCAUCCCAAAAAAAUGUGAAAUCAAAGAAAAAGGGGACCUUUAGUUCUUUAGCUGAUGAUGAUAGUGAUGAAGAGACUGAUUUAAAACCAAGCAGGGCAAGAACUACAGCAAAGAAGGGUGGGUUUGCUCUACUUGCAAUGGAAGAUGAAGGAGAUUCAGGUAGUGAUGAUGCAGGAGUGAAUACAAAAGACUCUGAUGAUGAGGAUAAGGUAAGUAAUAAAGCAGAAAGUAAAAAAGGCAAGAAGGUUGUGCGGACUGAUAGUUUAGAAGAUGAUGUGAAAAGUGAUCGGACAAAGGACAGCAAAAAUGCUGCUGGGGGGAAAAAGAGUAAGAAGAAAAAGAAGCAAGAUGAUGAUGAAGAGGAUAUAGAAAAAGUGCUAGCAGAACUAGAAAUGGAGUAUUCAGGUGUUAAGCAAGAGGAAGUGCCCCAAGAGGUUGCGGAAAAGAAAACAGAAGAGGAAGAAGAUGGUAAGAAAUCAAAAAAGAAAAAGAAGAAAGAAAAGGAAGAAAAUGAAGUUGGUGAUGGAGAAGAGGGUAAACGUACAGAAGUAAUUGAUGGUGAAGAGAUAGAGAGCACAGUGAAAUCAGCUGCUCAGAAAAAGAAGGAGAAAAAGGAGAGAGAAAAGCAAAAGAAGAUGGAGCAGAAAAAGAAGGAGACUGGACCAGCUGUUGCUGCUUCAACCACUCCCGCUCCUACUUCUGCUGAGCCUCCUGUAUCUAGUGCCGUAAGUGCUCCUAGUGAGCCAGCUGCUACUCCUGCCCCUCAGCCUGAUGGGGACCCUGCUGCUGGAGGUGAUGAAGCUGAGGGUGAUGAUAAAAAGAAAAAGAAGAAGAAAAAAGGAAAAGAAGAAGAACCGCCUCUUGAGAAAGGAAAGAAAGCAGGCCCAGGAAAGAAAGCAAUUGCAGCUAUGCAAGAAGCUUUAAGGAAAGUGAGAGAGGAGGAAGAAAGACUGGCUCGAGAAGAGGAAGAAAGACUGAAGAAGAUUGAGGAAGCUGAGCGACUGAGAGAAGAACAGAAACGACUGGAAAUAGAAAGAAAAGAAAAGAAGAAACAAAAAGAAAAGGAACGCCGUGAAAGGUUAAAAGCAGAAGGUAAAUUAUUGACUCCAAAGCAAAAAGAAGAUAGAAGAAGAGCCCAAGCAAUGUUGGAAGCUCGACUUGCUGAAGGUCUUGAAAUGCCUGCCGUUGCAGAGCGUAAAUUUCGACCUGGUACAAGAAUAAGGCCCAAUAAAAAACAACAGCAGCAGCAACAAUCCCAAGAGCAAGAAACUAAAGAUACUGAGAAGAAGGUUGAAGUGGAAAUUGUUGAUACUGCUCCUGCCCAGCAAGAGAAAGUAGAAGAGAAGAAAGAGGAGGAAGAUGUAAAGGACACCUGGGAUGCUGACUCCUCUGAGGAUGAAGAUGAAGAUAAGUCAGAGGUAUCAAAGACAGGAACUGAGACACAACCAGCACCAGUACGUCAAAAAAGUCAAGAAGAGGAGGAGGAUGACGAUGAAGAUGAGGAGGAGGAGAGCUCUGAUUCAGGAUCUGAUUCAGAGGAGGAGAGUAGCGAGGAGGAAUCAGAUAGUGAAGAUGAACAUAAAACAGAUGCUCAACGGAGGCGAGAGAGAGCCCUGGCAAGAAUUCAGAAACGCAGAGAAGAUGCUGAAAAGAACAAAACUGUGGAGGUUCUUCGAGCAGCAGUUGUGUGCGUUCUAGGUCAUGUAGAUACAGGGAAAACAAAAAUUUUGGAUAAGCUACGGCGCACUAAUGUCCAAGAUGGAGAAGCUGGUGGUAUCACCCAACAGAUUGGUGCUACUAAUGUUCCUAUUGAAGCUAUCAAAGAGCAAACAAAGAUUGUAAAAGGAUUUUCAGAAAUUGAUCUCCGUAUCCCUGGACUCCUUAUUAUUGAUACACCUGGUCACGAGUCAUUCAGCAACCUUCGCAGUCGAGGAUCUUCACUUUGUGAUAUUGCUAUUUUAGUGGUGGAUAUUAUGCAUGGUCUGGAACCUCAGACGAUUGAAUCAAUUAACCUGCUGAAAACUAAGAAGACGCCCUUUAUAGUUGCUCUCAAUAAAAUUGAUAGGUUGUAUGAUUGGCAGACCAUGAGUAGGAAAGAUAUUCAGGAUGUCAUUAAGGGACAAGCUGCUAAUACUCAAUUGGAAUUUGAGCAGAGAACAAAAGAAGUUAUAGUUCAGUUUGCAGAGCAGGGUUUGAAUGCUGCUUUAUUUUAUGAGAAUCCAGAUGUUCGUAGCUAUGUUUCUUUGGUUCCUACAAGUGCCAUAACUGGAGAAGGAAUGGGGAAUUUGCUUGCUUUAAUAGUUCAAAGCUGUCAGAAUAUGCUAGCAAAACGAUUGAUGUAUUCUGAAGAAUUACAAGCUACUGUUUUGGAAGUAAAAGCUAUACCAGGCUUAGGUACAACAAUCGAUGCCAUUUUGGUGAAUGGAAAACUGCGGGAAGGAGAUACAAUGGUAUUAGCCGGUACAGAUGGUCCAAUUGUUACUCAGAUUCGUUCACUGCUUAUGCCUCAACCUAUGAAGGAACUGAGAGUUAAAAAUGCUUAUGUAGAGUACAAAGAAAUUAUGGCUGCUCAAGGUGUUAAGAUUGCUGGAAAAGAAUUGGAGAAAGCCAUUGCUGGUUUGAAUUUGUUGGUUGCUCAGAAACCAGAUGAAGUAGAAAUCUGUCGAGAGGAAGUUGCUCGUGAGUUAAAACAUGCCUUGAGUAACAUCAAGCUGCAGGAACGAGGUGUAUACGUUCAAGCAUCCACACUUGGAUCCCUUGAAGCCCUCUUAGAAUUUCUACGAACAUCUAAAAUUCCGUACGCCAACAUCCGUAUUGGACCCGUCGUCAAGAAGGAUGUGAUGAAGGCUUCCACCAUGCUGGAACACGAGAGCCAAUACGCCACCAUCCUGGCGUUCGACGUGAAGGUGGAGCGCGACGCCCAGGAGCUGGCGGACACACUGGGCGUCAAGAUCUUCCAGGCGGACAUCAUCUACCACCUGUUCGACAAGUUCAUGGCGUACCGCGAGGAGCUCAAGCAGCGGAAGCGGGACGAGUUCAAGCACAUCGCCGUCUUCCCCUGCAAGCUCAAAGUGCUCCCGCAGUUCAUCUUCAAUUCGCGUGACCCCAUCGUUAUGGGCGUGAUGGUAGAGGCGGGCAUCGUGCGUGAAGGCACGCCCAUUUGCGUGCCCAGCCGCGAGUUCGUGGAGCUGGGCGUGGUGACGAGCAUCGAGAGCAACCACAAGACGGUGGAGAGCGCGCGCAAGGGCCAGGAGGUGUGCAUCAAGAUCGAGCCCAUCCCCGGCGAGGCGCCCAAGAUGUUCGGCCGCCACUUCGACGAGAAGGACUUCCUCGUCAGCAAGAUCUCGCGGCAGUCGAUCGACGCUUGCAAAGAUUACUUCCGCGACGACCUCAUCAAAACAGACUGGCAGCUCAUGGUGGAGCUGAAGAAGCUGUUCCAGAUUUUGUAGCCCCGGCCAUGGGUAGGUAUCUCGCCGGCCCGGGCCGGGGCCAGCGCCGGCGCGGCGGCGGGCGCACGGCUCCCGACUCGGCCCCGUCUCCACCCCGCCCCUC